This is a messenger RNA of Aspergillus versicolor CBS 583.65, 1335 nucleotides long. RefSeq lists its product as uncharacterized. NCBI's taxonomy places the organism in Eukaryota, Fungi, Ascomycota, Eurotiomycetes, Eurotiales, Aspergillaceae. The record is from RefSeq and is a predicted model, not a curated record. The transcript is spliced from 2 exons. The coding region runs from base 38 to 1321 and encodes 427 amino acids.
UUUUUUUUGUUCCGGCACUAUUUCAAACCAUUUCACCAUGUCUCCUCACGCUCUUGAUCCCCUCUCACCUCACGCCUUGUUUGCCCGUGCCGGCUCAGGCUGUAAAGAAUGUCCGCAAGAAGCUCCUGCAUGUAACUGCCCGUCGGGCACAACAUGCAUGAUGACAGCACAGUCAUGCAACGAAUGCGCAUCUGUAAACUGUGUCAAAACGUCCACAAGCAGUUCCUCAGACUCACAGGAGAGUUCGUCUAGUGGAGAAGGAGGAGGAGGGGGAGGAACCAACGCGGGCGCCAUUGCGGGUGGUGUUAUUGGAGGUCUUGCGGUGGUUGGAAUCAUCACCUUUCUGAUCUGGUGGUUCGUCAUCCGCAAAAAGCGCCAACAACAAUCGGACGAGUCGGAAAAGAGCUCGUACGCUCCCCGUUCUGUUGGUGGUGCCGCCAGUGCUGCACAGUCGAGGAAGUCAACUCACUCGAUUGCGUCGACCGUUUUGACUCGAGCGUCGAAUGUUAUUCAAAUUGCUUACAUUCCGGGCGUCACAAACCGAUCUCCUCCGGACACACCUCUCGUACCCCCUGUUCCUCCUCUCCCUGGCGCGUCGGCCGAUCAGCAUUUCUUCAUGCCUGGGGAUCUCCGCGACUCGUCCUGGUCUGAUAUGACAACCGAUCGCCGUUCCAUGGCCAACACUCUACGAAGUAGUGUCGCCACGACUAUCUACCGCAACGACGCUAUUGUCAGCCCUAUCCCUGCUCAGCAGGUGACCCGCACUCGUGCUGCUGUUGUUAACGUCCAAAAUGGCAGUUCACCUAACACACUGAGCCCUGAUGCCCCCGCUGUUCCUGCUAUCACUCAGUCGCAGCUCGCCAAGGCAGGAGUUACCGACGCAAACAACAACAGCUCAAUUGUGGGCCGUGCUGUCACUGCUAAACCUGUCAUGGUGAAGACUCUUGGAAAGAAGAACGACGCGGUCAAAUCAUCGCCCGUCCAGCCUAUUGCGGAGCAACCCGAAUCUAGUCCCGAACCCUCGUCCAGCACCUCUGCUGCUGAUGUGAGUUCGUCAAACGAUGGGGGAACUGCCACAACCAAGAACAACACAUCCAGCAACGUAGAAACGACUCGGCGAUCGCAUGCCCCAACAGUGAUCGAAGACUCGCCAGCUAUCGUCCAAAGCCCCUUCAACGACCAAACCGAAACACCAACCGAGACAGACAACAAACGCAACUCGGCCUUCUUAGACGGGUCCGACGCAAGCACGAAACGACACAGCGGAGCUCCGCCUCCCCGUGGAGAGAGUCCCUUCGCAGAUGUAAAUGAAGUAAAAUAAACCGCUCAAAAAAA